Messenger RNA from Drepanopeziza brunnea f. sp. 'multigermtubi' MB_m1, 4188 nucleotides. RefSeq lists its product as uncharacterized. Gene Ontology annotation, biological process: nuclear-transcribed mRNA catabolic process. NCBI's taxonomy places the organism in Eukaryota, Fungi, Ascomycota, Leotiomycetes, Helotiales, Drepanopezizaceae. Gene Ontology annotation, molecular function: nucleic acid binding; 5'-3' exonuclease activity. The record is from RefSeq and is a predicted model, not a curated record.
AUGGGUGUUCCCAAGUUCUUCAGAUGGAUGAGCGAGCGGUAUCCCGCCAUCUCGCAGCUAAUUGCAGAGAAUCGUAUUCCCGAGUUCGACUGCUUGUACCUAGACAUGAACGGGAUCAUCCACAAUUGCACCCACAAAGACACCGACGAUGCCAUGUUCCGAAUGACGGAGGAGCAAAUGUUCAUUGCUAUAUUCAACUAUAUUGAGCACCUGUUCGGCAAGAUCAAGCCCAAGCAGCUCUUCUUCAUGGCCAUUGACGGAGUGGCGCCGAGAGCCAAGAUGAACCAGCAGCGCGCGCGAAGAUUCCGAACAGCGCUUGACGCCGAGAAUGCCAGAGAUAAGGCGAUCAAGGAAGGAAAGGAGAUGCCCAAGGAGGAGGCAUUCGAUAGCAAUGCUAUUACCCCAGGUACGGCUUUUAUGCACAAGUUGACACAGCAAUUGAAAUAUUUCAUCAACAAGAAAGUGUCGGAGGACACUGACUGGCAGGGCGUUGAAGUUGUUCUAUCCGGUCACGAAGUCCCUGGAGAAGGAGAGCAUAAGAUCAUGGAAUACAUUCGGUUAGCCAAGGCGCAACCCGAUUACGAUGCCAAUAUUCGCCACUGUCUCUACGGUCUGGACGCCGAUUUGAUCAUGUUAGGUCUCUUGAGUCAUGACCCACAUUUCUGCCUGUUGCGAGAGGAAGUUACCUUUGGAAGACAGAGCAAGGCAAAAUCUAAGGAGUUGGAGCACCAAAAUUUCUAUCUCAUGCACCUUUGCAUUGUACGAGAAUAUCUGGAGUUGGAGUUUCAGGAGUUGAAAGAGCCUGGUGUGCUCUCUGCUUCUUUCGACCUGGAGAGGAUUAUUGACGAUUUCAUUCUGAUGGCGUUCUUCGUUGGAAACGAUUUCUUACCCAAUUUACCCAACCUGCAUAUCAACGAGGGAGCGUUGGCGUUGAUGUUCAAAGUCUACAAGACUGUUUUACCCAAGGCGGGUGGAUUUAUUAACGAGGGGGGUGUCAUUAAUAUGCAACGUUUGGCUAUGCUUUUGGAAGAGCUGUCUCAUGUUGAGUACCGAUUCUUCGAGUCAGAGAACUCGGACAAGAGUUGGUUCAAAGCUAAGCAGAUGGCAAAAGAAGAUGUCAUGGUCAAAGGGAAGACCAAGGCAAAGGUGACCAUGACCACGCCGCAGCGAGAGGUGUGGAAGCAGGUCAAGGCGUAUGUGACAAGUCGCUCUGAUCAGCCUCUGGAUCUGCCUGGUACUCUUCCGGCAGCAGACAGAAAGUUUGUCCAGGAGCUCGCCGAGAGUCUGCAUCUAGACUGGAAGACGGUGGAGAAUGACGAAGGCGAUCGUCAUAUGCAAUUGUCUUUCCCCCCGAAGCUAGAGGGAGAGGAUGAAGAUGGCGAGGAUGAAGAUGAGGAGUCUCAACUUGCUAUUCUGCGAGUCGUCAAGCAGUUUGACAAUGCAAAGGUUGUGGAUGUCUCAAAAGCAGACGCUCAAGCGGAGAUGGACCGCCAAUAUGAGGUCAAAUUCCAGGAAUGGAAGGAUACAUACUAUAAGGGCAAGUUCGAGUGGGAUCGAAACAACGAGACGGAGCUGACCAAGUUAUGCGAGAACUACGUCCAGGGUUUGCAAUGGGUUCUCCAUUACUACUACCGAGGAGUGGUAUCUUGGCCAUGGUAUUAUCAAUAUCACUAUUCACCCAUGAUCUCAGAUGUCAUCAAGGGCCUCAAUGCUGAUGUCAACUUCAAGCUUGGGCAGCCAUUUCAUCCCUACGAGCAACUCAUGGGUGUGCUUCCCGAUAGAAGUAAGACUAUCGUCCCAUCGGUCUAUCAUGAUUUGAUGACCAAUCCCAACUCCCCUAUCAUCGAUUUCUAUCCGAGAGAUUUCGAACUCGACAUGAAUGGCAAGAAGAUGGAAUGGGAAGCAGUUGUCAAGAUUCCAUUCAUUGACGAGAAAAGACUGCUUGCAGCCAUGGCGCCCAAAUAUCUACUCCUGAGCGAAGAUGAGAAGUUCAGAAACGAAUUCGGGGUAACGGUGAAAUUUACCCAUGAUCCGCAUGUCGACUUCAUUUAUCCUUCGUCUCUAGUUGGCGUCUUCCCUGACCUCCCACAUUGCCACUGCGUCGAGAACAUUUUUGAUCUGCCGACAAUUGAAGGCCUGGAAUACCACGUCGGUUUGAUGGAAGGUGUCAAGCUUGGUGAUGCGGCACUCGCUGGCUUCCCAAGUUUGGCGACACUUCCUUACAAUGCCACUCUGGGCUUCCACGGGGUCAACGUGUUCCAGCAAGAUAGUCGUAACGAAAGCAUGGUGGUGACUAUUGAAAACACGGACGAACGCACCAACGUCAAGACCGCUAUCACGAAGCUUGGUCAGCGAGUGUUCGUUGGAUAUCCCUUCUUGAACGAAGGCAAGGUAGUCAAGGUUUCUGAUGAACUGUUUGAUUACUUCCCUUCGGAGGAUGGUUCGUCUCAUGCAAUUCAGAAACCUCAUAGUCCUCACGAGAUCAACGAUUUUCAGAAGAAAGCCGAGAGAAUUGAGAAUAACUACAGUAAGCGUCUAGGCAUUAUUAUUGGCACCGUCGAGUCGAUCACGCAUGUAGAGAUGCUCAAGGGUCUGAGGAAGACGGACGACGGAGCAACGGUCAAGGAGUACGCUGUCAUACCUGGAAUGGAGACAGAUUUCGCUUCUCAGGUUAUCGUGGAUGAAGUUGCCUCUGAGGAUCAGAGAUUUAUCGAAAGAGCAGCUCUUCCCAUCGAGGAGGAAUUUCCUGCAGGCUCUCGAAAUUUCUUCCUUGGAGAAUUCAACUAUGGUCGACCUCUCGAAGUAACUGGCCACCGCGAUGGCAAGGCAGACAUCUGGCUCUCGAUCAUAAAAGGAAAGGAAGUUGAAUUUGGCAAGAACGUUGUCAAUAGCCAAUAUGCGCAAACAUCUUACACGCCAGCGUAUGCGGUGGCGAAGAUGCUAAAUUUGAACGGUCUUGUCUUGAGCAAGGUCAUGUCGUCUUUCUCCGUUUCAGCACUUGGCCUUCCCCGUCUCAACCUUGGACUCAAUCUGAAGUUCGAAGGAAAGAAACUGAAAGUCCUGGGCUAUUCUCGCAAGAGUGAGUCCGGUUGGGAGUACAGUAAUAAGGCGAUUAAACUUCUCACCGAUUACAUGACUCGAUUUCCCGAAUUCUUCGCUGGCAUUUCACGCAAUGCUCGUGCAAACGAAUAUGAGGAAACCGAUUUCUACCCAAAAGAGAUUGCCGGCGCGAAGAUCAAGGAGAUUGUCGCUUUCUUGAAAUCCAUUGAGAGCAAGAACUUUGAGAAGGUUCCUCUGGACGCGGAGCAGCUAGAUUCAGAUGUUGUCAUGGCAAUUGAACAGGCCUGCGAUUACGCCCUAGCGAAUGGGCCGAGUGUCGAAUUCCAGAAAUUGAAGGGUGUGCCUCGCAAUGCACUGAUGAAGCCCUCGGAUGCGGAACACCGUCUCGGGAACCAGAAGUUCGCUCUUGGCGACCGGGUGGUGUACAUCCAAGACUCUGGCCGAGUGCCGAUUGCAACUCGCGGUGUCGUCGUUGGCAUCUCUCGCACGCCGAGAACCACGCUUUUGGACAUAUUAUUCGAUGUCACUUUCAUGAGUGGCACUACUCUGGGUGAACGUUGCUCACCAUUCCGUGGUUCCACGGUCCCAGUUGCGUCCGUGCUCAACUUGACCAACAAGCAAGUCAUUGCUGGAUCCAAGGCUGCAGUGCAAAGACGCCCAGCCUCUACCAGCACACCAUUGACUGCCAACGGCGGCUACGGUGCUCCAGCAGGACCAGGCGGCCGAGGUCAAUUCCGCGAAGCCAGCGCUCCACCCCCCCUGAGAGGUUCCUUCCGCGGAGCCGUCGCAGGUCAGCAGAAUGGUGUCCAGCGCGGCAACGGAUUUGUACCGCGAGGUAGAGGCCGAGGUGGUUUCUCAAAUGACAGUGCCUCUGAUCCUUACAUGCCCGGUAUCGCAAUCAGAGGUGGCUCACCCCAUCUCAAUGGACGUGGCGGCAGAGGCGCCCUGAUGAAUGGUAACGGUGUCCGACGAGGUGGCGCACCUUCUGCUCCUCAAUCUUACAACGCCGUUCCUCCACCUUCCAGUAUCGACGCUCGCGGACGUGGCGGCGGUCGUGGUCGAGGUGGCAGAGGUCGUGGCGCGCCUAGAGGAGGACGCGGUGGAGCUGCUUCGGCAGAGCAGUCUUAA